Molecule: messenger RNA, 3681 nt
Organism: Peniophora sp. CBMAI 1063
Lineage: Eukaryota; Fungi; Basidiomycota; Agaricomycetes; Russulales; Peniophoraceae
Source: the annotation of a GenBank genome assembly
AUGCACAGCGAACGAGAAUCCGUGUUCAAAACGACUCACAACACCGCGGCUGCAAACAAACGCCAUAUUGGUGCUCAAGACCCUCGCUCUUUGAAGCAGUACGAACGCAACCCGGGUCCCCGCGACCGUCUGGUUACCGCUGCUGGACCCAGUCGGCCGCGUAAUGGCAACGCCCGAAUUCAAUGGGCGCCCUCUUUCCGCAACGACGCCGCCAAAAGAAUCUGGCAGAAGGCUGAGGAUAAGCAGCAGCGGUUGCCAGAUGCACCUGCUGGUCAGGAAGUGGACAGCGCCGACGGACAGCGCCGACACAACGCGCCAGGGGUUCACCCCGGCUUGGUUAACUUUGCCGGCGUAUUAGAUGCGCUCCAAGGCGAUACGCGAGUCGAUAUGCUGGGCGUGCCCGUAUCCGACGAAUAUCUUGUGCCAGGGCCGGCUGAGCGCACGAGCCAAGGAAAGACGCAAGUGGAUUAUAUGCGCAACUUCGCAGAGGAGAACCUAGCCUUCAGAUACGCCCAGCUCAUCCUUGUAUUCAAUCACGCGCCACCUCCCGACCUUCGAUGUUCGAUGUGCCAGACUCCACAGAUUGGCCGCUGGCGCUGUGCUCAUUGCUGCGUCAAGCGAGACUUUUGCGGCUCGUGUCUUAGGCAAGCGCAUUGGAACAACCCCUUUCACAUUGUCGGGUGGUGGACGGGACAGCAUUACCGCCGAGCGUGGCUGCGUGACGCAGGAGUCGCCAUCAAUCUCUGUCCAAACGCUCGACCUGGUGAAAGAUGUCCGGCCAGCAUCGGCUCAACGCCAGAUUUUGCGCUUGCAGACGCAACGCCGCCCCCGUCGUACGGGAGUUACUCAACCGCUCCUAUUCGGCGUAAGCCGUGCGAGGUCACAUCCGAUACGCCGCUUACAGCCGCCGUAAAUCCGGAUUCCACAAUCCAUCUGCCCCCUCAUUUCAACGAUAUCGACGACGGAGAGAGGGAAGAUGUCGUGUUCGAUAGCGCGCCCAGGGAGUCCGAUGCUUUUCAGCCGAUAGGAGAUGAUGAAGACGACGAGAGUUACGCGUCGGAGAUGGACAUGCGUGGCGGCAUAGCGCGGGAAGCGGGACGAUCGUCAAUUCCCACGAAGGACCUGUACGGCCAUCGCACUUUGGUCAUUGUACACACGGACGGCAUCCACGGAGUUGGAGUGGGCUUCUGCAAGUGCGACGGCCAUGCUCCCGAAGAUCAGCAACUCAUUCAGCACGGCGGGCUGUAUCCAGCUUCUCAGGAUCGCCCUUCGACUGCGUUCACUCUCCAGUUCCUCGAAUACAGACACAUUGACGACGUCGUCUGCAAAACCUCUCCGCAAGCUCAUAUGAAGAAACUCAGGCGAUGUACCGAACCAAAUGAUCCGCGUCUUGCUCCAAACCGCUAUUCCGAGGCUCUCGUGGCAUCGCGUCAAUUCGAGGCCAUCAAGAAUCUUAUUGAUUUUGGCUACGCAACUCAGCCCUCCGAGAGUCCGAAGAACCCUUCUCCAGGUGGAUUGGUCUGGCAGUGCAUCGUCUGUCCUCGCAAAACACCUAACUUCAAUAACUUACCAAAGGCCUGGGUCAACAAUCCGAACGAAUGGCGGAAGUUCGUCUCCUUCUGUUACGACGGCAACUUCAGCGGCGACCACACGAUCUCACGACGACCGGGCAACAACGUUCCCCUGUUUCCGGGCACCGGUAUGUUCGAUCACCCAGAUGUAGUUCGCCAGCACAUGGCAAAAGCCGUUGACGACAACGAUCUGCGCAAAAUGGACCCUACUUUCGGCGAAGACGACAGAUCUUGUCACAAUCACAGAGCUGCCGCCAGCGUCGGCAAGAAUCGGAGCAAGAUUGUUGACAUUAAGGGCAUAGGAGAAGGCCAACAUCCUGUGGACAAGAGUCUGGAUUCCGCAUUUCAACAUACCAUUACCGACCAGAUCACACGCGUGCAGCUUCUUUACGAUAUCUGGUGUCGUUAUGGCGUUCACGUCAAGGAGCGCUUUCGCCAUAGCGGACUUAACUGGCCGAAGUUUCGGGAGGUUCUACAAGGUGUCGGCGUCUGGCACAUAUAUGGCCAUGUGUUUGAAUGCCUGCGAAGAUUCUCCCCUUCAUACUCUCCGCGGUCCGGCAUUGUUGACGGCGAGAUUCUGGAAACUCUCUGGUCGCUUCUCAAUGCUGUACUGCAGUCCUGCCGCGGCAUGUCGCUAGCGGCGCGAGAGGAGAAAAUUAACAUGCAUAUGAAUGACAUCAACUACAGGAAGAUUGUUGGCAUGGUCGGCACUCUGGUACGCAAGUUACGAAAAUAUAGUCAGGAGCUAGACGUUCGCCGCCAUCACUUGAGACGCCUGGAGCUUUCGUGCGACGAAGAGGAUAUCGUGAGGUGGGAGCAAAGCCGGAAAGACCUAGAAGAAAGGCGUGCGAAGGAUCCUUACUAUGCUGAUGAGUUUUGGACGGCCGUCGCACCAGAGAAAGUGGACGCUAAGACUUCGAUCGAAGUCCGCCUUCUAGAGGGCGACGAAACAAACGGUUUGGUGAAAGCGAUUAUCACUAGUCUUAAGCUCGAAGAGGAUGGACUGCGCAUGCAGGCACAGGGAAAGACCUGGGGAUCAUCACUCUCGGACCGUCGAACGGCGGCGAUCGCAAGGACGAGAUUCAACAAUCGUCGUUUGAAUGCGAACCUCGAACUUGCGCAUAUAUUAGGCCGCGACGCACCUCGGGAGGAGGAUCUUCUGGCCGCUCGUCUUCAAAAGAUUCUUGAUGAGGAUGAAUGGGGUGGAGACGAUGACGUUUCGCACAGUUAUCACCUUCGCGACAAGGUCGAGUUCCGACCCGUCGACCUUCCGUCUGCACGUCCCUCAGGAUGGCGCAAAAAAGACUGCAUCAGCGCACUGGAGCAGCGCGCAAUGGACAUCGAGCGAGAAUUGAGGCAAGGUGAUAUGGAGGAGCGCCUACAAGCCAUUAGGGAAGGAGUCUGCGAUCAGGCCCAAGGAUAUCGCCUGGAGAUUCGUAAAAAGAAGGGGAAAGGGAAGUCGAACUAUGAAAGUCGCACGAAUGCAUGGUUGCAUGUCCGUCAGCAGACUAAGGACGUCCGUGUUCAUGCUGCAGUUUACAAUAACCAUGUCCGUAGACUUCGCCGUCUAAUGUGGGACGACACCGAGGACGCGACCACCCUGUACAAAGACCUGCGGAUGAGGUAUCGGUUCAUCGCUCCGAACGAUAUACGUUGCUCGACGGAAACCUAUGAAACUUAUAACAACAUCCGUACUCGCGGCGACUUCCGUCUACCUUGGUUCUGGCGAAUGAAUAUCCCGUGCAACCCCGAAUCGCCAGAUGAUGACGAGAUCAAUACCGAACACCGGCCACUUGAUGACGCGACCUUCAUCGGCGAUUUCUAUCGCACUCGCUGGAUUAAUGCUCGGUGUGCGGUGGUGCGAUGUGAGGAGGAAGAAUUCAUGCUGCAAGGAGAGAUGCAGACUUGUUAUCUUGGUUAUGUCGCGCUGGCAUAUGCGUGGCGGAGACGGGCUCGUCUUGCUUCGAACUUUGACGCAGACAGCGAAAGAUAUACCGGUCAUCGUGCGCAUGCUUUGCAAGUUGCACAUAGCUGGCUCGAUCUUGCCGCCCACGCUAAGGAUUCGUUCAACGCGGAGGUCUUGGACAUUAUCACCGAUGACCUGCAAUAG